Messenger RNA from Triticum aestivum (bread wheat), 674 nucleotides. RefSeq names its product pumilio homolog 2. Bases 144 to 674 code for a protein of 176 amino acids. Gene Ontology annotation, biological process: post-transcriptional regulation of gene expression. The record is from RefSeq and is a predicted model, not a curated record. Gene Ontology annotation, molecular function: mRNA binding. The transcript has 3 exons. Gene Ontology annotation, cellular component: cytoplasm. NCBI's taxonomy places the organism in Eukaryota, Viridiplantae, Streptophyta, Magnoliopsida, Poales, Poaceae.
UUUGCCCAGGCCAACCCACGACGCGCUCUAAAGCGUACUCUGCGGCUGCUGCUUACUACGCUAAUGAACUACGCGACCGGGGCUCAUACCACCGCGACGCACACAACACACGCACAUGGCUUAUUGCCAACACAUUCGGGUCGAUGUGCCUGUGUACCUGCGUCCGUCACGCGGAAGGCGACGAGCUCCGGCGUUUCCAGGAUAUCGCCAGGGGCCGCGCCGCAGGUUUGGCCACGGGACGAUACAGCAACUACUUCGUGCAGCGCGUCCUCGACCGCGGCAGCACUCCGUUCAGGCAGGAGCUCGUGCGCGAGCUCAUGCGGGAGGUCGCCCUCCUGUCCCGCGACCCGUUCGGGAACUACGUCGUGCAGCACUGCUUCCUGAACCAGGAGACAGGUUUGCCACAGGCCGAGUUGCUGCCCAUCGUGCUCAGGGCUUUUGCUGGCCUGCCCCAACAACAGCUCCAAGGUCUGGUGCACCACGCCCCUGGCAACUUGGUCCUCUGCAGUCUGCUCGAGACAGGCAUCAAUCACUGCCCGGAGUUGACGCGGGACCUGGCGUCGAGAAUCGACCUCCUGGACAGGCAUGUCUUGGAACAUCCUCACUCGCAGAUGGUGAUGUGGUUCGUCGAGAGGAUCCUGUUGCCUCAAUUUUUUACAUUUUCCGUAGGCUAG